Messenger RNA from Naumovozyma dairenensis CBS 421, 1113 nucleotides. RefSeq names its product caspase family protein. Bases 1 to 1113 code for a protein of 370 amino acids. Gene Ontology annotation, molecular function: cysteine-type endopeptidase activity. NCBI's taxonomy places the organism in Eukaryota, Fungi, Ascomycota, Saccharomycetes, Saccharomycetales, Saccharomycetaceae. The record is from RefSeq and is a predicted model, not a curated record. Gene Ontology annotation, biological process: proteolysis. The transcript has a single exon.
AUGUACUCAAACGGACAACAAUAUAAUUACGCUUAUGACCCAAAUCAAUACCAGUAUCAACAACCCAUGUACAAUGCUCCACCGCCUCCUCCUCAACAAUAUUAUCAGUACGAACCAGAUCCAAUUUACCAAUCAUACAGUAGUGAUCCAUAUUAUGGAACUCAAGUGGCGUACGAAGCGUACCCUCCCCCUCCACAAGAAUCUUCCUACAGUUAUGGGAAACGUAAGGCACUUCUAAUAGGAAUAAAUUAUUUUGGUUCCAGAAACCAAUUAAGCGGAUGCAUCAAUGAUACCCAAAAUAUGUAUAAUUUCUUAGUUCAAAGAUACGGAUAUUCACCAGAUGAUAUCGUUAGACUUACAGAUGAUCAAGCAAACCCAGUUUGUGUACCGACCAGAUAUAACAUGUUAAGAGCAAUGAGUUGGCUUGUUAAAGAUGUUCAACCUGGUGAUCAUCUGUUCUUACAUUAUUCAGGGCAUGGUGGUCAAACACCAGAUUUAGAUGGAGAUGAAGAAGAUGGAAUGGAUGACGUGAUUUAUCCUGUGGAUUUCGAAACGCAAGGGUUCAUUGUCGAUGACCUGAUGCAUGAUAUUAUGGUUAGACCAUUGAUGCAAGGUGUGACAUUUACUGCGUUGUUCGAUUCUUGUCAUUCUGGUACAGUUUUGGAUUUACCAUUUACAUAUUCUACAAAAGGUGUGAUAAAGGAACCUAACAUGUGGAAAAAUAUUGGAUCAAGUGGGUUGGGAGCUGCAAUGGCAUACGCAACAGGUAAUACAUCGGAUUUGUUAGGUUCUUUAAGAUCUAUAGGUAAUACUGUAGGUGGGGGGAAUAAUGGUUAUGAUCGCCAACGUGUUAUUCAAAUGAAGUUUUCUCCUGCAGAUAUAAUUAUGUUAUCAGGUUCGAAAGAUAAUCAAACAUCUGCAGAUACGUUUGAGGAUGGACAGAAUAUUGGUGCUAUGUCCCAUGCUUUCAUCAAAGUGAUGUCCUACCAACCACAACAAAGUUAUCUCUCUCUAUUACAAAAUAUUAGAGCAGAACUAAUGAAUAAAUAUUCACAAAGACCACAACUAUCUACAUCUCACCCAAUUGAUAUAAACGCAGCAUUUAAUAUAUAA